AAGAUGACAUUUUCUCUCCACCCUUGCAAAAAAGAAGUGGCUGACUUUUGUUUGUUUUCGUACCCCCAAGCACUACAUUAUACAUUGUCAACCCCAGUGGUCGAUGAAAGAAGCAUUUCUGAGUUUCUCCAGUGGGCUAAGACAAAUCUAAGACAAGAAUUUUGGGACGGAGGGAGUAUAUUCUUUGCAGGUCUGUAAUCUGUUGCUGGUCGGUUACUUGAUGGCUAUUUCUCAAUAGGAUGAGCACAAAUAGUAUGAUACAAUAUCACAAAAGUCAGACACGGCGAUCAUUAGCUGGACCUGACACUAGUAUGAUUUAAUCCAUGGAGAAGUUAAAUGGAUAUGAUAGUGAAAAUACAUGUAUAUAAUUAUCUGCUGCCCAGCUGUGCGUAUCAAACUUGAUCUCAAUCUAAUUUUAGCAUGGAUUUAUUCAUAACUGAUUAACAAUCAGUUCAUCCAACGUGCAAGAAUCAUUCCCUGAUGGAAAGCUAUAUAUACUGAGCACAUAGUAGUAGCACACCACCCAGCAACCUUACUACCAAGAACUAAUCAUCGGUUUCUUGUUGCAUCCUGGUCCUCUUACACUGAAGAAAAAUGGUGAAUUUCUCCAAGAAACUAACGACAGACCAGGUCCCAGGAUGGGAGGAGUACUACUUCAACUACAAGCUGCUCAAGGCAAGGGUGAAGGUGUACACAGAGCAGACAAAGGAAGGCAAUCACGACCGAAGACGCGUUCUCAAAGAUUUCUCAAAGCUGCUUGACGAUGAGAUUGAGAAGAUAGUGCUGUUCAUGAUCGAACAGCAAGGGCUGAUAGCGGCGCGGCUCGAGGAGCUAGGGAAGCGAAGGGCGGUGCUUGAGGACAUCCCACUGCUCCAGGAGAUAACUGAACUGAGAGAGGACUACAGGGCAGUCGGCCAUGAUCUUGUCAGGCUUCUGAAGUUCGUCGAUCUCAACGCCAACGCGGUCCGGAAGAUCCUGAAGAAGUUCGAUGAGCGUCUCGGGUACAAGUUCACGGAUUAUUAUGUCAGGAGCAGGUCGAACCACCCCUACUCUCAGCUCCAGCAGGUUUUCAAGCAUGUGGGUAUUGGAGCUGUUGUGGGGGCAUUAUCGCGCAACCUCGGCGACCUCGAGGAGCGCGAAGGAAGUUACCUGAAUAUCUAUGACCAGAACCCACUGGCCAUUCCAAAGGAUCCCGUGAUCGACAUGAUCAAGGCGACGGCGGACAAGCUGACCAACUCGACCAACUUCCUGCGGUUCCUGGGGCAGCACGCGCUGAUCAGGCAGGGGAGCAUCCCCGACUCGCCGGAGGAGCAGCAGGUGUCGGAGGACAAGUACCACUUCAUCUCCCUGGUGCUCAACCUGGCCAACACCUUCCUCUACAUGGUGAACACGUACAUCGUCGUCCCCACGGCCGACGACUACGCCACCAGCCUCGGCGCCGCCGCCACGGUCUGCGGCGUCAUCAUCGGCUCCAUGGCCGUGGCGCAGCUCUUCUCCUCCGUCUACUUCAGCGCCUGGUCCAACCGCUCCUACUUCCGCCCGCUGCUCUUCAGCAGCGUCGUGCUCCUCCUGGGCAACGUCAUGUACGCCCUCGCCUACGACUUCGACUCCCUCGCCAUCCUCCUCGCCGGCCGCGUGCUGUGCGGGAUGGGGUCGGCGAGGGCCGUCAACCGGAGGUACAUCAGCGACUGCGUUCCGCAGAGGAUCCGGAUGCAGGCGUCCGCGGCGUUCGUCAGCGCCAGCGCCCUCGGCAUGGCCUGCGGCCCGGCGAUCGCCGGCCUGCUCCAGGUCAACUACAAGGUGUAUUCGGUCACCAUCAACCAGGACACGUUGCCUGGCUGGGUCAUGGCGUUUGGCUGGCUCGCGUACCUGGUUUGGCUGUGGAUCUCGUUCAAAGAGCCGGCUCUCGGCGACGCCGACGAUGAAGGUCACCGUCAGGGUUCCUCCGGCGGCUCCUCAAGAUUAGGAUACCGGAAGCAAGGGCUUGCGGGUGAAUACCUGCUGAAGCAGGACGCUGAGGGCGAGAGCGACCAGGAGGAGACGCCGGCUCCGGCGGCAGCGCCGUCGAUCGCCGAGGCGUACAGGCUGCUGACGCCGUCGGUGAAGGUGCAGCUGCUGAUCUACUUCAUGCUCAAGUUCUCCAUGGAGAUCCUGCUGUCGGAGUCGAGCGUGGUGACGAGCUACUACUUCGGGUGGAACACGAGCUCGGUUGCGGUGUUCCUGGCGGCGCUGGGGCUGACGGUGCUCCCCAUCAAUGCCGUAGUGGGCACCUACAUCAGCAACAUGUUCGAGGACCGGCAGAUCCUGGUGGCGUCGGAGGCGGUGCUGCUGGCGGGCGUGGCGCUGAGCUUCCACGUGCCGGGGACGGCGUACACGGCGGCGCAGUACGUGUGCUCGGCGCUGCUGACGUUCGUGGCGGCGGAGGUGCUGGAGGGGGUGAACCUGUCGCUGCUGUCGCAGGUGAUGCCGGCGCGGCUGUCCCGCGGCACGUGGAACGGCGGGCUGCUGUCGACCGAGGCCGGCACGCUGGCGCGGGUGGCCGCCGACGGGACCAUCACGCUGGCCGGGUACCUCGGGCAGGGGGCGCUGCUGAACGCCACGCUGCUGCCGUCGCUGCUCAUCUGCGCCGCGUCCAUCGCCGCCACGCUCUCCACCUACAACUCGCUCUUCUACUAGCCAGCUAGAGUGCCAGGCAGCCAGCGAGCGAGCACCUUCGUCACGGUGUGUGUUUUGUGUUUGUGUUGUUUCAUGUUUGUGACUCGCUAUGUGUACGCGUGUGAUGCUCUGAACGUCCGAUGGCUCGGGGCACACGGGAACCGACGGUGCGUCAGGUUGGGGGCAUUUCGCGACGAUUUCGAGGUCGCCCCCCCCCC
Molecule: messenger RNA, 2873 nt
Organism: Triticum aestivum (bread wheat)
Lineage: Eukaryota; Viridiplantae; Streptophyta; Magnoliopsida; Poales; Poaceae
Product: SPX domain-containing membrane protein OsI_32082-like
Exons: 6
Coding region: 595-2676 (693 amino acids)
Biological process (GO): transmembrane transport
Cellular component (GO): membrane
Molecular function (GO): transmembrane transporter activity
Source: RefSeq, a predicted model, not a curated record